Molecule: messenger RNA, 2916 nt
Organism: Megalops cyprinoides (Indo-Pacific tarpon)
Lineage: Eukaryota; Metazoa; Chordata; Actinopteri; Elopiformes; Megalopidae
Product: SH3 and cysteine-rich domain-containing protein 3-like
Exons: 13
Coding region: 240-1268 (342 amino acids)
Biological process (GO): positive regulation of protein localization to plasma membrane; positive regulation of voltage-gated calcium channel activity; skeletal muscle contraction
Cellular component (GO): extrinsic component of cytoplasmic side of plasma membrane
Molecular function (GO): protein binding
Source: RefSeq, a predicted model, not a curated record
UGUUGGAGGGAGAGUUAGCCACCAAGGGCAGUGAGAGCUGGGAGAUACAGAGAGCAUUUUCUCACCUAGGGUUCAGGUCAGGUGUGUGCAUCUCUCCUGAGUGGGACCUGUGGAUCUCUCCUGAGUGGGACCUUCGAGAGUGGGCACACUCGUGAAGACAGCAGUCCCAUAGUGCUCCAGGAUCACGCGCCACCUCCUGGUACAGCUGCUGGCUGGAGAAGAACAGCACACCACACAGGAUGGCUCAAUAUGACCAACUGGACGAUAAAGAUUCAGUAGAUAUCCAUGACAACCCCCCGGCCCCCGACAAUGUGGUGAAGGAGGAUGGCAAUACUGUGUACUUUGUGUAUCAUGAAGAGGUGGAGGUAGAGGAAGAGAAGGAGGAACCCCCUCCUGAGCCGGUCAUUAUGGUGAACGACAAACCGCACAAAUUCAAGGACCACUACUGCAAGAAGGCCAAGUUCUGCGAUGUCUGUGCGCGAAUGAUCGUGCUCAAUAACAAAUUUGCUCUGAGGUGUAAGAACUGCAAGACGAACAUCCACCACCAGUGCCAAUCCUACGUGGAGUUUCAGAGAUGCUUCGGCAAAAUUCCUCCUGGAUUCAGACGUGCUUAUAGCUCUCCUCUCUACAGCAGUCAGCAGAACUCCACUGUCAAAGAGCUCCUGCCUUUCUCUCAAUCCAACCGCCCUGACCCUGUGUUUGAGACCCUGCGAGAGGGGGUCGUCAUGGCCAACAAGGAACGCAAGAAGGAGUCUGACGAAAAGAAGAAUAUGAUGAUGAUGAUGAUGGAGGAAGAGGAGGCCCAGCCCAAACCAGAGGGGGAGGGCGGGGAAGGAGCAAAGCAAGAGGGAGAGAAGGGGGCACCUGAGGACAAGAAUAAGAAGCCACAGCCGGGGAAAGUGGGCGUGUUCUCACAGGCACACUACUACAUGGCUCUGUUCCGCUUCAAGGCCAUAGAGAAAGAUGACCUGGACAUCCACCCUGGAGAUCGGAUCACAGUGGUUGAUGAUUCUAAUGAGGAGUGGUGGAGGGGUAAGAUUGGGGAGAAGAUUGGUUUUCUACCGGCCAACUACAUCAUCCGAGUGCGUGCAGGUGAGCAGGUGUACAAGGUGAUGCGCUCCUUCGUAGGGAACAGAGAGAUGGGCCAGAUCACUCUGAAGAAAGACCAGAUCGUGGUGAAGAAGGGAGAUGAGCUGAACGGGUAUCUGAAAGUGAGCACUGGCCGCAAACUGGGCUUCUUUCCUGCUGACCUGCUCCAGGAAAUCUGAGUCCAGCCACAGUCAGAACCACAUCUACAAGACCAGAGAGAUCUGAGUCCAGCCACAGUCAGAACCACAUCUACAAGACCAGAGAGAUCUGAGUCCAGCCACAGUCAGAACCACAUCUACAAGACCAGAGAGAUCUGAGUCCAGCCACAAUCAGAACCACAUCUACAAGACCAGAGAGAUCUGAGUCCAGCCACAAUCAGAACCACAUCUACAAGACCAGAGAGAUCUGAGUCCAGCCACAGUCAGAACCACAUCUACAAGACCAGAGAGAUCUGAGUCCAGCCACAGUCAGAACCACAUCUACAAGACCAGAGAGAUCGUGAGUUCAGCCACAUCAGAACCAAAUACACACGACAUUCUCCUGUCUGGGCGAGGGACUACAGGCAGGUCUCAGAUCAGAUGUUCUGUGAGGCACUUCCAUUCCCACGCAUUUUUCACAGUAAGGACUGGAAGUGUUUUCAGCUUAUUGAGCUUUUUGACCUUUAGACCUGCACAAGUGUCAGCCUGCAGGUCUGUCUCUGUCUGCGGCUCUGUGUGUGCUGAAAUGAUGAAACUCGCUGAGAUAAACUCAGUUUGGAGCCGCAUUGAGACGUUUGUGUUGCACUGCUGAAAUCUGCACUUAGAGCAGUUUGCUUAUCUCUUGGAAAGUUAACAGUAAUUUGCAUUUUAUUUCAUGCCUGUAGACAUCUUUAUUAUGACCAUCAUUGUUAUUAUAAUUAUUGUUAUCUGCAGGCAUCUUAAUUGUUUUCUCUUUUUUUUAUUGUGAAUUUUGUAUGAAUUGCCUCCCUGUUAGGAUUGGUCUUUACACAAAGUUUGAGCUUUAAAAAACUUGCCGUGGUGCAAAUGUAGCUGCCUUUACAAUAUAUGCUACUGAAAUUCCCACGUGUCUCUACAUUUUCUGCACCUCUGUGGCAGGAAUAGGUCAUUACUGUGAGUGCUUGGGCUGAUAUAGAAACAGUGAGCUGGCACAUAGGCUGCUGGCACCCCAAACCCCCUCUCCCCCCUUUUUGGAAGCAUAUAUAAGGAUAAAGUGUUUUAGAGGCUAUGACCCUCACUGGUGAAGCGCUGUCCCCUCAUUGCUCUGUCAUUUUGCAGUUUUGUCAUGCGUUUUUGACUAUUCCCCAAACCAAAGGUUGCCCUCAUUGAUUAAUCUAUGAUAAUCACUGAUGCUUCACUGUGCGUCUGUCCGUACCAAAGUCCUGCAGCUCGCGUGACUUUGGGCUGGCUCUGCGGGUUGGUCUGUAAGUACUGAACACAGCUCUGCCCUGGUCAGGUGAUGGAAGCCUGGGCAGGGUGUGACUGAGCAGCAGAGCACUGUGGGAAACUCCACUGGGUGCAAUACAAUGCGCGUUUACUUUUAUUUACCGCAAGCGAAGCGCAGCUCAGAGCGGCGGAAGGCACGGGGGUGACUACGUGAGCGAUGCUGCUGUCAGGGCGUGCUUUAUAACAGCAGGGAUUUUACACUCUGUCACCACAGCACAUCAGGGGCCUUAACAAUGGUCAUAUAUUUGAAGCUUGCAGUGUAUUUUGUUUGUUUGCAAAUACAUGCUUUUUAUUUUGUGUGGGUGUAUGCACUUUUUGUAAAGCUGGGAAAUUUUAGAUCAUAACAGUCAGUCUUGUGACUAAUGCACUACUGAGAUGCAUUAUA